AUGAAUAGAAAUUAUCGUGAUGACGAUGAUAUUUUUCAUGGUUUUAUACCUCUAUGGGCAUUGGUUUUAUUUAGUAUUGCGAUUAUAUUUCUCAUUAUAUUUAUUGCUGGUUUAAUAUGUCAUUUGAUUGGUUGUCGAAGACCAAAACAAGACCAAACGAAGAAUAAUAUUCAUUCAUCGAUAUUGAAACAACCAUUACUUGUAGAGAAUAAUCAACUAGAAACAACUUCAAUCAAAUCAAAUAAGUUAACACAAAAAUCUAAAGAUGCACUAUUCUAA
This is a messenger RNA of Rotaria sp. Silwood2, 279 nucleotides long. The record is from the annotation of a GenBank genome assembly. Lineage: Eukaryota; Metazoa; Rotifera; Eurotatoria; Philodinida; Philodinidae.